GCAACCUGUGCCUUAGCUUUCCUGGCUGUGUGUGCAUUUGCGUGAGUGUGUAUGUGUGUGGGGGUGGGAGGGGGAGGGCUCGCUGCUGUACUCUCCGUCUGCACUUUGAGGAAGACAUCUGCACUGGAAGGAUAGAGAGAGGGAGAGACGGAAAGAGAAAGAGACAGUCAUUAUCGCUCCUUUCUUUGAAGGGAAAAGGAGAAACGGUGAGAGACAGAAAGGCAAAUACUCCCCCUUUUCCCUGAGGGAGAGAUUGAGCGAGGCACAGGAGAGGGUGGUGGCCAUGGAGCAGCCAGCUUCUGGCCCGCGUCGCCGUAGCGACGGCUCAGUGAGAGAAUGUCUCUUCUUCCCGGUGCUGGAACGGAACGAGCAGGAGCGGCUAGAGGCCUUGAUGAAAAGGUCCAUGGAGCGCAGCCUGCAGCUGGAUCACCGACCAAAACGGUGGACAUGGGGGGGCCCCACCCUCUCUGCAGGCCAGGAAGUAUCCCUCAACUCCCACCGGUCCCCCGAAAGAGUUCCACUGGGUCGCCUGGAUCAGGGGAAGGCCAACAAUGCAUCCCAAGGGUUGUCCAUGGAGUCUACACUACUGUGCACUACUGUGCCCCUUGAAAUACCACAGACGAACAUGCCAGGAGAAGUAAGAGGUGCUCUGUCUCCUGUAUCCACGGCACCAGCCAGACGAGCAGAGUCCCCAGCCACACCCACCAAUGGGUCAUCUCCUCGCGCCCAGAGCAGACCAAGGAGGGUUAAAUCCUCAAAUAGCCGUGCCCAAAUGAAGGAGGAGGAGAAGGCCACCCGGGACAUCAGAGGUCUUGGUUUCCAGGAGAGGAAGACUGAUAUCCCUGAGAAAAAGAUGCCAAAGUCCAGCAGCAGAGACUUGAGUUUGGACAAGAGUACAGGGAAGCCAGUUGCUGGAACAACAGAUGCAGAGGAGGCAUCACGGUUGCUGGCAGAGCGCCGCCGUCAGGCACGGCUGCAGAAAGAGCAGGAAGAAAAGCAGCGACUUGAGCAGGAGGAGGAGGAGAGGAUGAGGACUGAGGAGCUGCUGAAGAGGAAGAUGGAGGAAUGUGCACAGCAGGAGGGGGAGGCCCACCAGGCAGCAGAGGAGAGACAAGAGCAGGAGAGGAAGCGCAAAGAGGAGGAGGAAAGACAGCAAAGGGAGCGCCGCUGGAUGGAGGUGCAGGCACAGCUGGAGAGAGAGUGUGUGCUGAACCGAAAGUCUGUUACUGAAGAAAAGAGCUUUGACAGAAGGGAGGAGAUGGAGCAGCGGGUGCGAAAGAAGGCAGAGAGACAUCGCCAGGAGCGCGAGCUGCUGAAACUGCAGGAGGAACAGGAAAGAUUACAGCGGAAGAAGAGGAUUGAGGAGAUCAUGAAGAGAACAAGAAAGGGUGUUGAUGCCAAGAAAGAAGCAGUACAGGUGGAGCCCCCAUCCACAGUCUCCCUUCUGAACUCCCUUCCUUCUGCUCUACUCAGAUCUCAAGGUGCAGUGCAGGUGAAUGGACAGGUGCGUGGACAGAGUACAUGGAUGAAGCCCACUGUAGCUCCCCUAACCCCUCUGUCCGUGGGACCCUAUAUCAGCCUGGGGGCCCUGGACAUGCAGAGCUGUGGUGUGGAUGAAUAUUCUGAUGAGGUGCAAUCCAUGGAUGUGAGCCCUGUUUCCAAGGAGGACCUUAUUUCCAUCCCGGAGUUCAGCCCCGUGGAUGAGGUCCACCCCAUUGGCACAAAUAACACCUGUGCCAUGGAGGACCUGCUGGACCUGACAGGUCAUGUGGACUACCACAGACUCUCUCCUGCCCACACCUUGGGUGACUGCAACAAGAACCUGAUCGAGGGCUUCUGCAACCCUGGUGCAGAGACUCAGCUUAUCAAAACCCUAAGCCCACCCUCGGACAAGCUCAACAUCCAGUAACUAGAAUGCUGGAGUUGACCAGGGGAACAGGAAGGGUUUCAUAAGCAUCAUCACUGGAAGAAAUCUACUGUUUGGCCCUCUGCCACAAGCUGCAAUGGGAUAGAUUGCUGGUUUGCUGUGGAGAGUGUGGGGUGUAUUGUUAUGUUCUCCACAAUGACCCUUAUUUAAAUGACAUGCACUGAAAGUGUGUUUGUUACUCCCCGAAGCACCACUUUUCCCCUGGCUUCACUUGAUUCCACCUCUAUAAUAGUCACAAUAGUUUUUACAGUGCCUUUCUCGUGGCUACUGUUCUGGCACAAUUCUGUGGAAUGCUGCUGUACUUUCAUAUGGUUAAGCUUCAGAUCCAGAGGUAAAAGUAAUCAUCUGUAGACCUUUUCUUCUGUUUACUUAGGGCAGAAUUCACAAAAUAAGGCUGAACCACCUUUUGCAUCUGCAGUGGAGACGGGCUUGUGUACAUGUUCUGUUGCGAGUAAAUUUAAGGAGUGCAGAAAAAUUGUAUCGGUGUGAUUUGUGCGUGUUUGCUGGUAUAGAGCAAUAGGUCCCAUAAGCUCACACAUGUGCAAGCCAGCACUAUUCUCUCAAGAAUUAUAGCAGUGUAUGGCAAACUAUAUGUCAUGGAAAACAAGAGCAAUUUCAUAACUGUAUAGUCUUAUCUAGUAUUUUCUGUCUAUUGGCAUAUCAGCUUCAAGUGAUGUAAUCAUAACUUGUAUUCUGUUAGUAAAAGCACAGCAAUAGACCUGCUACAACAGUUGAUCACUUGAUUUUUCUUGAGAUCUAAAAAGUCUAGAGUGAGUUUGCUGCAUACCUGGAAUUUGGCCACAGUCAGCUGUAGAACGGAUGAUAGUGUUCACUCAAAUUUGUACCAAAUUUAUGUGAAGCAUUUUGAGCAUUUGUACCUACAUUAGCUUUACAUUUCUCUCUUCAGAAACUUCAGGAUAUAGUGUGUGGGUGUUCCUAAAUAGGAGUAAUACUUGAAUAAAUGCUCUAGCAUGUAUCUGUAGAGAUGUGUCAUGUGUCCUGUUCAGCAGACAGCUUUCAGUAUGUAACCUCCAUAACCACACUUACAAAAUCAGCUCAGCCUUUUAAUAUCGACUUGACAGGAAGUGUUGCACUUCCUCAUUUUACUGUUGAAGACUAAGAAUUUGUUAAGUGGUGGAUACCCCUCCUAAGUGUGUUCUGCACGUCCAAUUGUGAUUCCUUUGUCUGACACUUAGGAUUAAACACAAAUAAUUAUAUACCUGAUAUGUGAGCUAAUUAUUGAUUACCUUGUAAGCAUUAGUCCAAUCCUGUAGAUCAGUUUGUACCACAGUGUUGGAAACUGUGUUAGCACGUUUGUGCCCUCAUUUUGUUCUGUCUUACUGUUUAAAAACGUGUAAAAGUUUGAACAAAUGAUGGUAAGGGAUUGAUUUUAUAGGGUGUUCCAGAAUCAGACAAAAACAGAAAUCUUCGACAAAAAGGAAAAGUAUCAUAAUAUCAUGAAUCUCUUAAAAAGUGGCACAUUGCAUUUGCAUAAGAGUAUGUUUGUUGUAGACAUGGUGCAUGGAUAUUGAACUUCAGACGAAAAUGAAUAAAGAUUCAUCGUGUUCAUGA
Messenger RNA from Conger conger (European conger), 3499 nucleotides. Its product is annotated as MAP7 domain-containing protein 2-like. Bases 284 to 1909 code for a protein of 541 amino acids. Gene Ontology annotation, cellular component: microtubule cytoskeleton. The record is from RefSeq and is a predicted model, not a curated record. Gene Ontology annotation, biological process: microtubule cytoskeleton organization. Lineage: Eukaryota; Metazoa; Chordata; Actinopteri; Anguilliformes; Congridae. The transcript has 13 exons.